This is a messenger RNA of Plasmopara halstedii, 219 nucleotides long. RefSeq lists its product as uncharacterized. The record is from RefSeq and is a predicted model, not a curated record. NCBI's taxonomy places the organism in Eukaryota, Oomycota, Peronosporomycetes, Peronosporales, Peronosporaceae. The transcript is spliced from 3 exons. The coding region runs from base 1 to 219 and encodes 72 amino acids.
AUGAUGCGCAUCCAAUGCAUUAGUACGAAGCACUGCACGACGCAAGCUAGCCUGUUCUAUUCUAAAAAAGUAGAUGUCUAUGCUCGUUCUGAUGUUAGAAUCACAAUGCUUCAGGGUUUUCGGGCUUGCAUGGGAUGCACACAACAUUUCAACACUACUAAUCAGUCGUUUACGCAUGUCGUCGCCGGUGCUUUCAUGGAAACAAACAGUCAAGCAUAA